AUGUCCAAAUCAAUUGUGAACACGAACCCUUAUCCCUUUCACUUCGAGACAAACAGCCUGCCAAAUGUCAAGAAGAGCGGCGACCGCGCAACCAUAAGCUUAGACAGCUCUCGCGGACGGAUUCCGUCCCUGCAGGCGUCCAAGCUCCGCUACCUUAUGCAGGAAGCUCAUGAUGACCCUUCCAAAAUCAUUGCACACGUCUGCAGCUACGAUGCUCUCAGCUCUCGACUUUGCGAGGAAGCCGGAUUUCCCAUUGUCUUCCUUGCUGGCUACGCCAUGGCUUCUGCUUUUGGCCUGCCUGAUACAGGAUACAUUGCAUUCCAGGAGGUCGCAGCGAAGGUCCAAGAAGUUGCACGAGUGACCAGCGUCCCGAUUCUUGUGGAUGGCGACACUGGAUACGGCGGUCCUAUGAACGUCAGAAGAACUGUGGAAGGCUUCGCAACAGCAGGAGCUGCCGGUAUCAUGAUUGAGGACCAGACUUGGCCGAAGAGAUGCGGUCACACCGCUGGCAAGAGUGUGAUCUCCAGAAGUGAGGCAUACGCCCGAUGGCAGGCUGCAGUGGAUGCAAGGAACGAAGGAUUGGAUAUCUGGAUCAUGGCUCGAACCGACAGUCUCAUUCUUGGGUAUGAUGAGGCGCUUGCCAGGGCCAAGAAGGCAAUCGAGAUUGGAGUCGACGCUGUCUUUGUAGAGGCCCUUCCCGAUCGUGAGACCAUGGCACGCCUGCGGAAGGAUCUCGACUUCCCCCUUUUCGCCAACAUCAUUGAGGGCGGAAAGACGGAGAACCUUUCCGCGAAGGAACUGGGUGAACUCGGAUAUUGCGGAGUGGCAUAUCCAUGGACACUCGUCGCAGCCAAAUUGAGAAGCAUUCGGGAAACACUGGAGGCACUCAAGGGUUCCCUCACCGUCGGCAAACCACCAACCGUUCUUUCCUAUGCAGAAGUGUGCGACGGUGUUGGAUUCAACAAAUACUUUGAGCUGGAGGAACGGUACCAAUACGAUGGCAGAACAAACGGAGCCAACGGACAUCAGUGGAAGAACUAG
Messenger RNA from Colletotrichum chrysophilum, 1041 nucleotides. RefSeq lists its product as uncharacterized. The record is from RefSeq and is a predicted model, not a curated record. Bases 1 to 1041 code for a protein of 346 amino acids. The transcript has 3 exons. Gene Ontology annotation, molecular function: catalytic activity. NCBI's taxonomy places the organism in Eukaryota, Fungi, Ascomycota, Sordariomycetes, Glomerellales, Glomerellaceae.